AGACACGUCUAUCCUCCACAUCAACACAUCGACAGCAGCCGCUUCGACCGCCAAACCUUCAAGAUGGCUCCUUCCAACCUUCCCGCCAUCUUCAACCCGACGUCGCAGGACAUCGAGAUGCUGCUUGCCGCCCAGGCGCAUCUCGGUUCCAAGAACCUCCAGGUGCACAUGGAGCCGUACCUGUGGAAGACGCGCCCCGACGGCAUCAAUGUCAUCAACAUUGGCAAGACCUGGGAGAAGAUCGUGCUCGCUGCCCGCAUCAUCGCCGCCAUUGACAACCCCGCCGAUGUCUGCGUUAUCUCUGCCCGCCCCUACGGCCAGCGUGCUGUUCUCAAGUUCGCCCACCACACUGGUGCUGUCGCCAUUGCCGGUCGUUUCACCCCCGGUAACUUCACCAACUACAUCACCCGCUCUUUCCGCGAGCCGCGCUUGAUCGUUGUCACCGACCCCCGUACCGAUGCCCAGGCUAUCCAGGAGGCCUCCUACGUCAACAUCCCCGUCAUCGCUCUCUGCGACACCGACUCCCCCACCGAGUACGUCGACGUUGCCAUCCCCACCAACAACAAGGGCCGCCACUCCAUCGGUCUUGUCUGGUGGAUGCUCGCCCGUGAGGUCCUCCGCCUCCGCGGCACCCUCGCCAGCCGCGAGACCGAAUGGGACAUCAUGACCGAUCUGUACUUCUACCGCGACCCCGAGGCCGAGGAGAACAAGGACUCCGCCGGCGUUGAGGAGGCCAAGGUCCCCGGCGCUGACGAGGUCGGCACCGGCCCCGUCGAGGCUGGCUUCACCAGCGAGUGGGAGGUCUCCGGCGCUACCGCCGGCGCUGCCUUCACCUCCCAGGCUGCUGCCCCCGCUGGCACCUCCUGGGACGCUGACGGCGCCGACUGGGCUGCCUCCGGUGCCCCUGCUGCCCCCGCCGCUGAGGGCUGGGGUGCUGAGGCUCCCGCUGCUGAGGGUGCCACCAACACCCAGUGGUAGAUGUCGCUCUGCGCAUCUCCUGCAGCGUCUCUCUUCCCAUACCCCCUCUUAUCUAACCAGAUACCUCGAUCUUGUCGUUUCGGAGUAGGAGCAUGGGAUCGGAAAAUGUAACGGAUGGCAUGGAUCUAACGUCACACACACCCAAGAAGUUUUACAAUUCAAAAACAUCACAAACAUUUGGAGACGAAGCGCGGCAUUGCGGGAAGUGCAUCGAUGCCUUGCACUUAUGAGGGAAAGAUACUCGGACUCUUUGUGGGACGAGGGAAAGCCCUGUGCUGGUUGAUCGGGUCGUUCUUGAGCUGGCGCCCCUUCCUGGAAUACCAUGUCUUUUCUCACACGUUGCGCCCAAGCCAUUGUGCCCCCGAUGACAGAUGUGCAAGUGAAUGUGUAGUGUGAUCGUGAACAAGAAUCAUCAUAUACAAAUCUACAGGGGU
Molecule: messenger RNA, 1412 nt
Organism: Paraphaeosphaeria sporulosa
Lineage: Eukaryota; Fungi; Ascomycota; Dothideomycetes; Pleosporales; Didymosphaeriaceae
Product: ribosomal protein S2
Exons: 3
Coding region: 64-978 (304 amino acids)
Biological process (GO): ribosomal small subunit assembly; cytoplasmic translation
Cellular component (GO): cytosolic small ribosomal subunit; ribosome; 90S preribosome
Molecular function (GO): structural constituent of ribosome
Source: RefSeq, a predicted model, not a curated record